AUGGCGACCCGUGUCGAUGCGAAGCUGUUACGGCAGACUAAAUUCCCGCCAGAAUUCAACCAAAAGGUGGAUAUGACCAAGGUGAACAUCGAGGUCAUGAAAAAGUGGAUUGCGGGAAAGAUCUCUGAAAUUCUAGGAAAUGAAGAUGAUGUCGUGAUCGAGCUAUGUUUCAACCUGUUGGAAGGUUCUCGGUUUCCCGAUAUCAAAUCGCUACAAAUCCAGCUUACGGGAUUCCUGGACAAAGAUACUGCCAAAUUUUGCAAGGAACUAUGGUCGUUGUGCUUAAGCGCGCAGCAGAAUCCUCAGGGUGUCGCCAAGGAGCUUCUAGAGGCGAAGAAGCUGGAGCUUAUUCAAGAGAAGAUUGAAGCAGAAAAGGCAGCGGAAGAGGCUCGGAAGAAGAAGGAGCAGGAGCGCACGCGGGAACGGGAGAUCGAGGAGAUAAGACGCAGAGAACGCUCAGACAGAGGCAGGGGUGGAAGAAGAGGCGGAUUUGUUGGCCGGGACUUUGAGCGACGUCGGUCACCACCAAGGCGUGAGCGCUUUCGGGACCAGCCUCCGAGGCGAGAGUUCGAUUCGUACGUCCCCUCCGGUCCUCGCAGAGGCCGUCGGCCUUCUAGGUCACCUAGUCGCUCACGCUCACGCUCACGAUCUGUGUCAUCUUCCCGAUCGCCGCCGCCGCCCAGGCGCCGCCAUGACCGCAACAGACGUCGUCGAUCAGUUAGUGAUCCCGUUUCACCCGACCGAAACCGCCGGAGGCAGAGGAGACGCAGUCCUGAUUACGGUGAUCGAGCAAGAUCCAAAUCCCGCAGUGAUUCCUCACGCUCACGUACUCCCAGAAGAGACCGAAAGCAAAGAUCCGUUUCUUCAAGCCCAUCGCGCUCGCCCCCACCCCGAGACCGACGCAGGCGAAGGGAUCCGUCUGUCUCAAGAUCCAGGUCUCGAUCGCGGAGCCGCGACAGGAAGCCCGGCCGGCGCAGAUCGUCGCCUUAUGCACGAGAUGACAAGAGAGAAUUGACGGCUAAUAUUGCAAAGGGCCACAGAACCCGUGACGAUCGCCGUUUGAGUCGCAGCAGAGAUCGCGGCGGGGACCGUAGGCGCCGGUACUCGACUCGAAGCGAGAGCCGCAGCCGCAGCCGUAGCCGGAGCCGGAGCCGGGGGCGUUCUUCCAGCAGGAGUAUUAGCCCGAGACGUCGUGACUCUCGUAGCCGCAGCCGCAGCCGCGGAGACAGAAAGCGACGCCGCUCCAUUCAGAGAUAUGCUCCCAUCGCGCGACGACGGCGCAACACCUCUUCUGUAUCCGUCCAUACUGGGAAACGACAGAGAAUGGCUGAUCAAGACGAUGUUGCGCCCCGCAAGUCAAAGUCCCCGCCUCCCGAGACUGAGAACUUAAAGAGUCCUGCUAAAGAGCGCACCAACCAUAGACCACGAGCUCCAGCACGCAUCUCCAGCACCGAGCUACGAGAGAGAAUCCUCCGCGAGAGACUUGUGGCCAUGCGUCGAAACGGAGCCACUUCGAACGACAAGGUAGGUCGUAAAUCGUAUACUUCAGGUUCCGAACUCCACGAGGCCAGGGCCAGACCAGUCCCCAACCGCCAGGAGUACUAUCCUCCUUUCUCGGCUCCUUCGGCUGCGGCCUUCCAGACGCCAACCCUACCCAGUCCCAAGGUCCGAGGGAGAUCAAUAGUCCCGGCGCGAGCAACGUUAGACCCGGGGCUUUGGAGCGCGGAGAUGAGCAUGGAGAACAUACGGACUGGGGAGAGCUCUACCUUUGAGUUUGACACCGUCGUUCGCACAUCCCAAUUCCAGAGACCAAUAUCUAACAUGGCCCCGCGACCGUUAGCCACGCACUCCUUCCCCAGUUCGGAGACCGCCUGGGCGAGUUUAGACCGCGCUUGUGCCGCCCACGGAGGCUGGAGCACGCCGUCGCCAGGGCUAUAUGUACGGAGUAGUUGCUCGACCUUACAACGGCCGACCAGGACCCUAGGCCAGGGUAGUAGUGUGCACUGUUCACACUCAAAAAUUGGGAAAUUGGGCCCUUACGGAGUACUACUCCGUGCAGUGCUACAUUAUUACUUUAUCAAGUCUGGCCUCAUGGAGGCAGGCAAGCACGGAGGCAGUCACAGGGCACAAGCCGCCGAGCAAAGCAAAGCAAAACGGAGAUCAGAACAAAAGGCCUGGCCAGCGUCGGACCGUCUCCGCGCUCUUCCUAGAUAG
Messenger RNA from Aspergillus mulundensis, 2214 nucleotides. Its product is annotated as PWI domain-containing protein. The transcript is spliced from 8 exons. Gene Ontology annotation, molecular function: RNA binding. Gene Ontology annotation, biological process: regulation of mRNA splicing, via spliceosome; mRNA processing. Lineage: Eukaryota; Fungi; Ascomycota; Eurotiomycetes; Eurotiales; Aspergillaceae. The record is from RefSeq and is a predicted model, not a curated record. Gene Ontology annotation, cellular component: spliceosomal complex. The coding region runs from base 1 to 2214 and encodes 737 amino acids.